This is a messenger RNA of Meloidogyne enterolobii, 730 nucleotides long. The record is from the annotation of a GenBank genome assembly. Lineage: Eukaryota; Metazoa; Nematoda; Chromadorea; Rhabditida; Meloidogynidae.
UCUUUCAUGAAAUAUUCGAUCCUUCAAUUCCUCAAUUUUUUGUUCAUUAUUUUCAAUUAUUUCUUUAAUUUUUUCAAUUUUAUCUUGAAUUUUUUCAAUUUCAACUUUUUUAUUUUUAAUCUCCUUUUCCAAUUUUUUUGUAUAUUUUUCAAUUUCUUCAUUAAUUUUUUUAAUUUUAGCUUCAACACUUUGUCUACUUUCUUCCUUUCCUAUUUUAUUUUCAUAACCCUUCAAUUCAUUUUUAUAUUCUUCAAGGUUUUCUAUUUCUCCUCCACAUUUUUCUAAUUUUACGAAUAAUUUGUGAUAAUUUUCUAUAAGUUGAUAAAUUUCCUCUCGCUCCUCAGCCUUUUUUUGAUCAUUCUUUUUUAUUAUAUUAUCCGUUUUUUCUUGCAUUUCUUCAUCAAUUUGUUUCAUCUUUUCUAUUAAAUUUAUCUUUUUUUCAUAAUCUGGUUUAAUAUUAUUAUAUUUAAUUAAAUUAUCACGUUUUAUGUAAUAAUUAUUUAAUUGUUCUGUUAAUUCAUUCUCAUUAAUUUUAUUUUUAAUCUCUUCUAUUUCUUCAUUUUCUUUUUCAAUUUUAUUUUUUAAAUUCUUAAUUUCUUCUUUAUUUUUAUUUUUUUCAUUCAAAAUUCUUUCAAUUUUUAUUUUUAUAUUUUCCUCACCUUUUUUAAUUUUUUCAAUUUCUUUCAAAUUAACCUCGUUUUUACCAUCAAUCUCCAUAUUUUCAUUAAUU